Culex pipiens pallens (northern house mosquito) is the source of this 1055-nucleotide messenger RNA. RefSeq names its product mitochondrial inner membrane protease subunit 2. Lineage: Eukaryota; Metazoa; Arthropoda; Insecta; Diptera; Culicidae. Gene Ontology annotation, biological process: mitochondrial respiratory chain complex assembly. Gene Ontology annotation, molecular function: serine-type endopeptidase activity. Gene Ontology annotation, cellular component: membrane; mitochondrial inner membrane peptidase complex. The record is from RefSeq and is a predicted model, not a curated record. Bases 262 to 840 code for a protein of 192 amino acids. The transcript has 2 exons.
CCUGUCAACCAAUGUUUUUCUGAUUAUUUUGGAGUUGGAAGUUGUGAACUUUUUGAAGAACAAAAACUUUAAACAUUUUUCAAGUUAUUUAUUUAAGUGGUAAAAUACUUGAGAAAAUACAAGAACAAAGACUACGCAACAACUCAGUAAAAUGUUAACUUGAGUGCCAGCAAAACCCUUACAAAAACUCAGUAGCCCAGUGUGUUCCUUCGAAUCUAGUCACGGAUCGCCGACAACAGCAAAAAAAAACGGUUCCCCAGAAUGAAGAUCCCGCUGUUUGUCAAGUCGCUCCUGCUGAGCGUCCCCGUGGGCGUCACCUUUUUCGACUGCGUCGGUUACGUGGCCCGCGUCGAGGGCAUUUCGAUGCAACCGGCACUCAAUCCGGACGGCGGCCCCGUCACCGAUUACGUGUUCCUGUCCCGGUGGGCGGUCCGGAACAUGGAGGUGGAUCGGGGCGACGUCAUUUCGCUCAUUUCACCCAAGGAUCCGGGCCAGAAAAUUAUAAAGCGAGUCGUCGGUCUGCAGGGGGACGUCAUAUCGACGCUCGGUUACAAGCAGCAGUUUGUGAAGGUUCCGGAGGGCCACUGCUGGGUUGAGGGUGAUCACACGGGAAACUCACUGGACAGCAACACCUUUGGUCCGGUCUCACUGGGGCUCGUAACGGCCAGGGCCACGUCGGUGGUGUGGCCGCCGGCUCGCUGGCAAUCGCUCAAGUCUCAGGUGCCCAAAACUCGACAUCCCAUCUCGAAAGCCAAAGUCACCGGUUCGUCGUCACCACCCGGUUUGAACGGUGCCAACAAUCAGACGUUGCAAGCGCAGGAACGAAAUCGGCGCGAGUGAAGUUGGUUGAGGUCGUUUUAGGCUCAGGUCAAGGACGGUUCCGUCGCGGGACUGGAAAAUCUUUCGUGAUUUACAAGGGGCAUGAAAAGGCCAAGUUUCAGUCUAUGGAAAGCGUAUUUCUUUAUUCUUUUAAUAACUGUUCGAGACAUGUUCUUAAAUUUUUAGUAGUCUAUUUUUUACAAUAAAUUCAUUUCAAAAACAAAGAUAAGACUGUU